Cyphellophora attinorum is the source of this 1113-nucleotide messenger RNA. Its product is annotated as Zinc-regulated transporter 2. Gene Ontology annotation, molecular function: low-affinity zinc ion transmembrane transporter activity. NCBI's taxonomy places the organism in Eukaryota, Fungi, Ascomycota, Eurotiomycetes, Chaetothyriales, Cyphellophoraceae. The transcript is spliced from 2 exons. The record is from RefSeq and is a predicted model, not a curated record. Bases 1 to 1113 code for a protein of 370 amino acids. Gene Ontology annotation, biological process: zinc ion import across plasma membrane. Gene Ontology annotation, cellular component: plasma membrane.
AUGUCAGCCAUUGGCUUCGCCAACCUGGUGCUACGGCAAGAGGAGGAAGCACAGGCCCCAUCGUGCGAAACAGGCAAUGAAUACGACGGUCGUAUAGGCCUUCGUGUUGCAGCCCUUUUCAUAAUAUGGGUCACCUCGUCCAUCGGUGCCGUCUUCCCCGUGUUCGCCAAACGCCAUGAAGGAGUCCGAAUUCCCGACUGGGUCUUCUUUGCGUGCAAAUACUUCGGCUCCGGCGUCAUCAUAGCAACAGCCUUCAUACACUUGCUGGGUCCCGCCGAAGAAGCGCUCACGAAUCCAUGCUUGACAGGUCCCAUCACAGAAUACUCAUGGGUGGAAGGUAUAAUCCUCAUGACCAUCAUCGUACUGUUCUUCGUCGAGCUCAUGGUCAUGCGUUACGGCAACUUUGGCGGACACUCACACGAUCAUGGCGAUGAGACAACUGCGGAAUUGGCGGCAUACAGUGACGAUCCAAAGAGGAGUCCAGGUUCUAUACCAGAACCAGAAAUCACUCCUCGCAAGGAUCACCGUGCGUCGGUACAUGCUCCUGCUCAUGAUCAUCACGGCCAUGCUCGCGAGCACACCGACAUCGAGGAUGCAUCAAGCCCGCUGAGCUUGGAGGAUUACAAGGCACAAAUGACAGCAAUCUUCAUUCUCGAAUUUGGAAUAAUAUUCCAUUCCGUCUUCAUCGGUCUCACUCUUGCCGUCGCAGGCGAAGAAUUCACUACGCUCUUCAUCGUCCUCAUCUUCCACCAGACAUUCGAGGGUCUCGGUCUGGGAUCACGGCUCGCUCUGACACCUUGGCCUAAGGGUCGUCGGUGGACUCCCUAUCUUCUCGGCUUGGCUUAUGGUCUAUCCACACCUAUUGCCAUCGCCAUUGGUCUCGGGGUGCGGAACACGUAUCCUCCAGAGUCGGCCACAACCCUGAUCGUCAACGGCGUCUUCGACUCGAUAUCGGCAGGCAUUCUGAUCUACACUGGAUUGGUCGAACUGCUUGCGCACGAGUUCAUGUUUAAUACAACGAUGCGCAAGGCGAGCAUAAAGGUGGUGAUGACGGCCUUCGUGCUGCUAUGUGCUGGCGCUGGUCUGAUGGCACUGUUGGGCAAAUGGGCGUAG